GUUAGCUUACAUAACCGUGAGAGCAACACAUCUCACUGGGACCUACACCAUGACACCUCUUACCUGGACACUCUCAGUCUCUGUCCAGAUGCUCCUCAGUCUUUUCUCCACCUGCAAUGCCAGCAGACCGACUUAUAUCAUCACGGCACCAAGAAGAGUUUUCCCCAGGCUUAACAUGACAUUCACAGUGUGUCCGCUGCAAGACAGCCAGCCCCCUUUGAGAAUAACAGCGCAGAUCAGUAAGGACGGACAGAAUCUGAGCAGCGCUGAAGGCACCUUCCCCCAAGGUACCAUAGGAACCUUGAUCCUUCCAACAGAAGGCUUGUCAGUGAGUCACUAUCAGUUGGCGGUUCAGGGAUACGCAGAGCAAAGGUUGCUGUUUUCCAACUGGAUUGAUGUGGAGGUUGUUACAGAAACUGUCUCCAGCUUGAUUCAGACAGACAAGGCUAUAUACAAACCAGGACAGACAGUGAAAAUUCGAGCCAUCUGCAUUUACCCUGAUCUCAAACCAUACCUCGGGAAAAUAAGUGUCAUCAUUCGUAGCCCACGGAAGUCUGUGAUCCAACAGUGGCUGGAUUUGGAAACUACAUUAGGCGUCAUUUCCAAGGAAUUUCCACUGUCCCCUAACUCUCUACUAGGCAACUGGUACAUACAGGUGACAUCCAAUGGUCUACAGAAGGAAAAGACUUUCACUGUUGCUGAGUAUGUGUUGUCCCGAUUUGAAGUUUUGAUCAACACACCGUCUGUUUAUCUUCCACUCGAUCGAAUGAGCAUAACCGGAACUGUUACCGGACGAUACCUGUAUGGAAAACCUGUGAAAGGAAAUGUGACAGUCACCAUAUCCUUCCCACACAUCUCAUCAACGAUAAACAAAACUUUGGAGACCAAUGGAACUGCCCAUUUCAUCAUUCCUUCUACUGAGCUUCAGGAGUUCUUUCUAAAUAUGUGUGCAAGGUUGUUUGGGCUAAGUGAUUCAUUCUUGGCAAACCAGUCAUUCGAAUUGCUGAUGAACAAUACUUUUGAACUGCACAAAAAUUAUGCAUUCUCAAUGAGAAUCAAAGCUGCUGUGACAGAAUCACUCACAGGUGUGACGCAGUCCACAGAUGUAAAUGUCACUGUUUCAUUCUUGAAGUACAAGCUGGAGAUUCUCAAGCAUCAACAAACCCUAAAGCCGCCUCUGAACUUCACGGCCAAUUUGAAUGGGCUAAAUGCUUCUCUUGUGCAUUUCAAGGUUCAAGUUUCUCGUAUCGAUCACAGAAAACUGACAGCACAAGACAGAGAGAACACUCUGAUUGUCCACGUAACACAAACCUCAAACCAGCCAUCUGAUUCAAAUCCAGCAUUUGCCACUGAACAGUUAGAAUACAACCGUCUUGUUAGUAAUGCCUGGAGCACCUCGUACACCUUCAAGAUCACUGUUCCUGAGAGUGGAUUUGUUAAGAUUCAGUUUCCGUUGCUGCCAAACACUGUGCACUUAUCGAUGAAGAUUACAUUUGAGAAAAUGACGAAAUAUAUUUCAGUGAACAGUAAUGUCCAUUUGUCCAGGACACCAUUCAUCCAGCUUCAAAUGGAGAGUUCUCUUGUCAAGGUGGGGCUGCCAUUUGAAUUUGCCAUUGAAAGUUCAGAAGUAUUGAACGAAACCAACUACCAGGUGGUAUCAAGAGGGCAGGUGGUAUUCGCAGGCAAAAGUCAGCUCACCACAGUUGAACUGACGCCGGAACUUUCUUGGGCACCUUCGGCCAGCCUCAUUGCCUACUAUAUUACAGAAGAUGGUCAGAUUGUUAGCGAUGCUUUGGAUCUGAAUGUGGAAGGCAUCUUUGCAAAUAAGGUCUCAUUGUCCUGGAGCAAGGAUCAAGUCAAGCCAGCUGAUAAUGUCUCACUCAGUGUAUCCACCAGUGAAGACCAGUCCUUUAUUGGGGUCUUAGUGGUGGACAAGGGUGUUCAACUCCUCAAGGGAGGGAAUGACCUCACAGAGGCAAUGAUUAUUCAGGAGUUAAAAGGUGCUGCUAAAGACAACAUAGCAUCUGCUAAUGGAUGGUAUCCCGAUUUCAACGUAUUUCAGGACAAUGGUUUAAUCGUGUUAACAGAUGCUUCUAUUCCAUACAUUGAGCUGCUCUACAUACCCCAGAUGAUGGCCGAAGUUGACUAUAAGAUCACGAGCUCUUCGGAUAAGCAAAACCAAGAAGAACAUAAAGUCAGAAUGUAUUUUCCAGAGACCUGGAUAUGGUUGGACAUGUUUACUGGUUCAAGCUCAACAGUUACCUUGCAGAGAACAGUUCCAGAUUCCCUCACCACCUGGAUUGCCAGUGCUUUUGCGAUUUCCAAGAACCAAGGGCUUCAGUUGGCCAUGACACCUGCUGAGCUGGAAGUUUUCAAGUCUUUCUUCCUGGAAAUGAACCUCCCGUACUCUAUAACCAGAGGGGAACAACUCAUCCUGGAAAUAAAUAUCUUCAACUACUUGCAACAGACACUAGAGGUUUGGGUGACAGUUGAGAUGAAUGAUUUAUUUGAUUUCGUCAUCAUACCAGACGAGAAGGAUUCUGCCCCCAACAGGCAGAAAGGUUCGGUGCUGAGUCAAGACUCCCAUGUGUUUUAUUUCCCUAUUAAACUGAAGGGCCUGGGGAAGAUUCCUGUCACAGUCAAGGCCAUGUCUGAAGUCGCGUUCGACUCCGUCACCAAGUACAUUUUAGUGAAGGCGGAAGGAAUACAGCAGUCUUUCUCUCAGUCACUCUUUGUGGCCCCAAAAGCUGGGGGACAGCUUUGGUCCAAGGAGGUGGAGUUUACCUUUCCGGAUAACGUGGUGAAUGGCAGUGAAAUUGCUCAUGUCACUGUGAUCGGUGAUAUCCUUGGACCUUCCAUCAAUGGUUUAGAGGAUCUGCUCCAGAUGCCUUAUGGAUGUGGCGAACAAAACAUGAUCAGAUUUGCUCCGAAUGUCUACAUUUUACAAUACUUCACAGCCAUAAAUCAAGUGAAUGAAGAGAUUAAGGAGAAAGCUUUGUCAUACAUGAUCCAAGGUUACCAAAGGGAGUUGACAUACCAAAGAUCUGAUGGUUCCUUCAGCGCUUUUGGAAAUUCUGAUUCUUCUGGAAGUACUUGGUUGUCUGCCUUUGUGCUGAGGUGCUUCUUGCAGGCUCAGAGCUUUAUCUAUAUUGACACAUCACUGUUGGAUGAAACUAUUUACUGGAUAAUGAAACAUCAGGAUGAAAUCGGCGAAUUCUCGGAGCCUGGGCGAGUUAUCCACUCGGAGCUUCAGGGAGGGCAGAGUGGACCUAUAUCCCUCACCGCUUACAUACUGACAGCUCUUUUGGAGGAUCAGAGCUACCUGCACAAGGUUUUAAGUCAGGUGUCAGACUCUGUAACAUAUCUCGAAGACAAGCUACAAAAUGGAAUCAGCAGCAACUACACCCUCUCCCUUGUGACGUAUGCUUUAACCUUGGCCAACAGCAGCUUUGCAACACAAGCCCUCGAUGAGUUAAAUCGAAGAGCCGAUGAGAAGGAUGGUGUAAAGUUCUGGUCAUCUCCCAUAAAGAGAGGCUCCACAUGGUGGAGCCAGCAGCCUCUUUCGUCAGACAUCGAAGUUGCCGCCUAUGCACUGUUGUCGCACUUGAGGCAGGGCAGGCUCCUGGAGGGGAUCCCCAUCAUGCAGUGGCUCAGUGAGUGCAGGAACCACCUUGGAGGCUUCUCUUCAACUCAGGACACAGUGGUUGCCCUUCAGGCUUUAUCCCAGUUUGCAGCUCAGAGCUUCUCCCCUACAACGAGCCUCACAGUGACGGUCAGUGGACCCGGACUGCCCACCCCAGCCGUCUUCAGCAUCACCUCCAAAAAUGCGAUUGUGCUCCAGACCCGACAGAUUGGAAUUCAGCAACCCAUGUUGGUCACAGUAACUGCACAGGGACAAGGACUGGCCAUUUUCCAGCUUAAUAUUCUCUUCAAUCUGGAAAGCAAAGUUGCAUCGAAGAGGCGUCGAUCUGUGGAGUCGCAGGAGGUGUUUGAUUUGGAUGUUGACAUUUUGGAUGAUAAGGAUGACCUGGAUCACGUAACACUGCAUAUCUGUACCAGGUAUCGAGGUGGGGAAAACAGUUCGAUCACGGGAAUGGUUCUGAUGGAAGUUGGGAUGCUGAGUGGCUUUGUCCCAGAAAUGGAAGGUGUUCAGACCAACGACCUCAUCAAAAAAGUGGAGUUUGAAGCUGGAAAAGUUAAUCUGUAUUUUGACUCGUUGAAUGAGACGGAAGUUUGUGUGACUAUCCCAGUUAUAAGGGAUUCCAAAGUCGCUCAUGCCCAGGAUGCUGUGGUGAGCAUGUUUGAGUAUUAUGAGCCAGGGAGAAGGGCAGUAAGGACGUACAAGUCGAAAGUGAUGUCCGACAUAGACUCAUGCACCUUCUGUGGCUUUAACUGCAGCCUCUGCUGGUCACAAUUUGGCGCUGUAUCAGUCCCGUCUGCAGCCCUGCCAACUCUAGGAGAGCAAAUUCCACUGACACUGUGCCUUCUUGGUACAUAUCUGAAUCUUUCUUAAUUUCACGCCUCUCUCUCUCUCUCUCUCUCUCUCGGUGAAAUAAUUAUUGCUUUGAUGGGAAAGGGGGAGAAAGACCGGCAAGAACACAUUUGUAUCAGGCUGAGAAACCACUGUAACCUAGCACGCUGCUUUUUGUAAACCCUCGUUCAUGAUUUUUUAUUGUCCUUG
Messenger RNA from Carcharodon carcharias (great white shark), 4681 nucleotides. RefSeq names its product CD109 molecule (gene cd109). The record is from RefSeq and is a predicted model, not a curated record. Gene Ontology annotation, molecular function: endopeptidase inhibitor activity. Lineage: Eukaryota; Metazoa; Chordata; Chondrichthyes; Lamniformes; Lamnidae. Bases 50 to 4513 code for a protein of 1487 amino acids. The transcript has 33 exons. Gene Ontology annotation, cellular component: extracellular region.